UUAAAUUAUAUAAAAUCAAAAUUAAAUUUUCAAUAUAUAUUUAUUAUGAUACUUUUACUAUAAAUCAUAACCUACAUUAGAGUCACAAAACUUGAAAUGUCAUCUGUCAAUUAAUCAGCUGAUCUACUCAUCUUAUAUACUCUUAUACGUCAGUUGGUCUGAAAUAAAUAUUCAAAAUCGAUGGCGAUUUGAGGUUAUUAACGAAACUUGUUUAAAAUCUGAAAUACUUUAAAUUAGUGGCUUAAUUAAUUUUCUAAUAAUAGAAAAAAUGACUGCAAAAGUGUAUCAGCCAGAUCCUGAGUUUGAGCAACGCGUUAAAAAAGCUACUGAACGUAUAUCUGAAAACAUGCAUAUAGUUGCUAAUGAACCGUCUUUAGCAUUUUAUCGUUUACAAGAGCAUGUAAGGAAAGCCUUACCACCUAUGGUUGAGAAACGUGUUGAAGUACUUGCAUUACAACGUCAAUUACAAGGAAGAUGUUAUGAUGUUGAAUACGCUGUAAGUGCUGUUAAAACUAUGCAAAAGGCAGAGAAAAAUUUUAGUAAUACUAUUGAGUAUCUUAAAAAUGCAAUUCAUUUAAAACAGCAAUUGAAAUUUGAAGAACAAAAAAGACAUAAAAAAGACGGACAAAGGGAUUCUAUGUAUAAAAGAUUAUCAGCUCAUAUUACAACCUUAGAUUAUCUACCUGAUGAAAUAUCUGAUGUUGUAAGAGAAACAGCCAAUAAAGUUGAAUCGAUGAUGAAUCACGCAAGACAUUCUAAUUCUAAUGAAUUACAAAGAGCUAAUACUACUAAUAAUUAAUAUUUAUAUUCAACUCAUAAUUUCAUGCGUUAUUGUUGUUAAGAAUUGUUUUAAAUGCUAAUUUUAUUUAAAUCUGUCAUUAUUGAGUGAUAAUCAGAAAUAUAAUUUGAUAUUAAAUGUCAGGAUAGAAAUUUUAGAUGUCAAUCAUAAUUUUAUUAUUUUUUUUUUAUGUUUUUAUAAUUGUUAUAUAUUUUUUUUAUUUUGAGUGAGCGAACGAAAUAAAUGUUUUUACCAAUUAUCUCUGGAUUGAUUAUUUUUAAAAAUAAUUCACAUAUUUUUUGUUCGAUGGCGCCUAAAUCGACUUUGUGUACGUCUAACCUAGACUCCAAAUAGUUGAUGUAACCCACAGAGAAAAUAAAUAAUUUUCUGUUUCAAAA
Cotesia glomerata is the source of this 1176-nucleotide messenger RNA. RefSeq names its product BLOC-1-related complex subunit 8 homolog. Bases 269 to 799 code for a protein of 176 amino acids. The record is from RefSeq and is a predicted model, not a curated record. The transcript has 2 exons. Lineage: Eukaryota; Metazoa; Arthropoda; Insecta; Hymenoptera; Braconidae. Gene Ontology annotation, cellular component: BORC complex.